AUGAAUAGCAAGCCCUAUCAGUGUCACCGAUGCCCGAGGGCAUUUGCUCGUCUAGAACAUCUUCAAAGACACGAGCGCUCACAUACCAAAGAGAAACCGUUCGUUUGCGAGCAAUGUCCCAAGGCUUUUACACGCAAGGAUCUGCUGGCACGUCAUGAGCGUCUCUCUCACAACCCUGAUGCCAGUCCGGCCAGCAAUCAGACACACACGCCCUCCCCCGCGAAUCCUCCUACCCUGGACGGGUUAGAUUCCUUGGCAUCUGUAGUCAUAAACCACGCCCAAUCUAGUCGCAGCGCGUUACAACGGACCGAUGACCAUUUCCCAGCGUUGUCGCCGGCCAUACACCGCCCGAUGCUGGGUGGUCAGUUGGGUAGCACAGACGCUCCCUCUGCAGGUCCCACCACCCCAUCUCCGGGCCCGGAUUUUGGAUAUGCCCUAGGUGGCUUUGGACCGGGAUCAUAUCAUGGUCAUGACUUCACCUCAUUUUUGGACAGUGUCCCCUUGCCAAAUCAUCCCUUCUCGCCGGCUUAUCAGCCACUCCCGCUAUUCCCACCCUUGCACUUUUCCCCGGUCCCGGACUAUGAUCGAUCUUCCGAUAGAGGAGCUCUGACCGAAACCACUCCUUCGACUCCAUCGAGUUCUGUACUUCCCCGACAUGACGCUCAGUUGCCCUCACUCCAGCCGGAGGGGUAUCACAUCUCCCCGGCGGUCGCGCGCCAGCCCACGGGAUUCGUACCGGUCACGGCUCAAUGCCGGGAGAAGUUCUUGGAUAUGUUAUCCGACUACGCGAAUGUGGUACCAGAUCCAUCGCUGCCAUCUCGACAUGCGCUAUCGCGAUGUUUGACUGGGUAUGUAACCGGAUUCCAUGAGCACUACCCAAUCGUGCAUAUCCCGACCCUCGAUGUAGACUCGAUGACAUUACCGCUCUUUCUAUCGAUGGCGGCAUUGGGUGCACGGUAUUGCCGCGAGCCAGACACUAGCAUGCGUCUCUAUCAGAUUGCCAAACCAGUGACUUUGGAACAUGUUCGCCGGGUCUUCCAGUCGGGCAAGUUGCCCCCGCCCCCGAUCAACGCGGCCGACGACAUUGAUACCCUAGAAACUCUGCAAGCUUUAUUGUAUCUGACCUCGGUGUCCCUGUGGUUUAUUAACAACCCCCCAUUCUACGAAGCGCUGUCGCUUCGCAGUCUAAUGGAAAUGCUCAUCCGAAAAGGGGGACUCAAUCGGCUACCCGAGCAAGACGGGACAUGGAGUAGCUGGAUACGACAGGAAUGCGUAAAGCGCACCAAACUAAUUGUUCUCUGUUUCUUCAACAUCCAAACUAUCGUAUUCGACGUCCCACCAAUGAUUCUCACUGAAGAUUUCACACUCGAAUUACCCAGCACCGAAAAAGAAUGGCAAGCCGCGCGUGCAGACCUCUGGCAGACAGAGCGCCUGAAGAGCCCUGGCGAACCAAAGUUCCAAGAUGCCCUUUCUGCCUUGUUUGGGCCAAAUAGCAAUGUACCACCGUUCUCCUCUCUCGGCGGCUACGUUCUAAUCCACGCGAUUCUACAAGACAUCUGGCUAAUGACGAAAGCGGGCCGACUACCCGUCUCACGACGGAACCGCUUCACCCCCUCAUCAGUGACAUCCACACCCGAGCUCGUGCACGUCGAACAAGCACUAGAACGCUGGUGCCAGUGCUGGGAACGCAACCAAGAAUCCUCCGUUGACCCACUCAGCCCGAACGGGCCGCUAUCCUUCACAUCAGCAGCGCUGCUUCGACUAGCCUACAUCCGACUCAACGCAGACUGCGGCUCAGCCCGCCAACUGCAAACCUGGGAUCCCGUCCAAAUCGCAACCAGUCUCCGUGACAACCUCUCCGUUCGACGUGGCGACCGGCUCACGCGCGCCGCGCUCCACUGCGCACAUGCCCUCAGCACACCGGUCAAGCUCGGUAUUGGAUUUGUCGCCCACUCGCAGGUGGCGCUGUGGUCUAACCAGCAUGCUUUGUGUUCCCUGGAGUGCGCGGUGCUGUUGGCUAAGUGGCUUGAGGCGAUUGCGGUGUCGGAUCCGGAGCCGCCGCUGACGGAGCAGGAGACUCGCUUGCGGGACUUCGUGCUCGAGAUGGUUAUGGAGGUGCAGCAUGGUGUCUCGAGGGAGUGGCUGCUGGCUACUAAUACACGGCUCAGUGCUGCGGUUACUAGGUUGUGGGCGCGCCUGUUUACGGCGGAUUAUAUAUGGGAGAUGGUUGCUUUGAUCGGGAGGUCUUUGAAUAGCUAUGCGGACUUGCUAGAGCAGUAG
Penicillium samsonianum is the source of this 2280-nucleotide messenger RNA. Its product is annotated as transcription factor domain-containing protein. Gene Ontology annotation, biological process: DNA-templated transcription; regulation of transcription by RNA polymerase II. Gene Ontology annotation, molecular function: zinc ion binding; RNA polymerase II cis-regulatory region sequence-specific DNA binding; DNA-binding transcription factor activity, RNA polymerase II-specific. NCBI's taxonomy places the organism in Eukaryota, Fungi, Ascomycota, Eurotiomycetes, Eurotiales, Aspergillaceae. The record is from RefSeq and is a predicted model, not a curated record. The coding region runs from base 1 to 2280 and encodes 759 amino acids. Gene Ontology annotation, cellular component: chromatin. The transcript is spliced from 3 exons.